Messenger RNA from Cottoperca gobio, 7183 nucleotides. RefSeq lists its product as uncharacterized. NCBI's taxonomy places the organism in Eukaryota, Metazoa, Chordata, Actinopteri, Perciformes, Bovichtidae. The record is from RefSeq and is a predicted model, not a curated record. Bases 155 to 2794 code for a protein of 879 amino acids. Gene Ontology annotation, cellular component: cytoplasm; cytosol. The transcript is spliced from 4 exons. Gene Ontology annotation, molecular function: MAP kinase tyrosine/serine/threonine phosphatase activity; MAP kinase tyrosine phosphatase activity; protein tyrosine/threonine phosphatase activity. Gene Ontology annotation, biological process: negative regulation of JUN kinase activity; peptidyl-tyrosine dephosphorylation.
CGAGCAGGCAGGGAAGGUGUUACACAUCUGGAUCAUACCAACGCUGCGGCUCGUGCUACUCGGGCCACUACAGACAUGAGGAUGUUUCAUUCCGCUGCGCAUAAAUGAUGAAAACACUACGGGACCGCCACGCUUGAUCUUUGCAUAAAACCAGAUGCCUCCCCUUCCUCUUGAUGAGCGCAUAGUGGUCAUUCAGCGCCCUAAAAACAUAGCCCUGUGUGAGGCUUCUCCUCAAACCAUCCCGCAGCACUCCUCUCAAAUAUCAGCCUCUUCCAAUGGACACCCUCCUUAUCUCCACCCUUCGCAUUCCCAUUUCUAUCCGCCCUCCUGCAAAUCUCUGACUCUGGAAUGCAAGCACAGAUCUGCUCGUGUGCAGAAAUUCAAAAGCGAUCAACCGGUCAUCCCAGCAGGUGUCAGACACAUCCCUAGCCACUGCCAUAGCAAUGGCACAGUAACUCUCGGCCCACGGCUGCCAUCCCACACACACACUAUUGAUAUCAGGGUAACGGUGGACAAAGAAGGACGUGGAGAAGGAAUCAGCAACUCGUUAGGGCGCAGCGGAAGUGUAAAAGGUGGCAAAGGGAAAUGUGCCUCUUCACAGUUAGUACAAGGACAAUGUGAGAGAAGAACUGAAACUGCGGGUAGACCAGGUGGUGCCGAACACAAGUCACAGAGAAGUCGCCACAGUCAGCUGUCAUCUUCUCCCGAAGGCAUCCUACAAUUCGUCCCAGCUCAGGCGCAGCAGCGUCGGUUUAGGAGUGAAAAGGAAAACACUAGUUUCCCUAACAGAAGUGACCAGGAAUUUCCCUCUCUAGGUCACAAGAAGAAUUCCAAACUGGGAACUGUUCAACAAAGCCAAAAUAGUCACAGUCUGCCCUACCACCAAAACUCCGUCCCUGUGCCCCAUGCUGCCAUACUAAACUCCAACUAUCCGUCACCCCCUCCCUCCCAACCCACCCAUGUCCCAGUCUCGUUUCAGCAGCUCAGCCAGCCGCACCCGCCCCGCACCAGGGAUCUCCGCCCUCACAUUCUUCAUGGUCUACCCCUCUCCCCCUGCUCCUCCCACGCUGGAGGGUUCCCCAGCCCUGACCAUACCUGCACCAUCGACUGCACCCACCCAUUCAGUUGCGGCUGCUGGAGGUUGGUAAGAUGCAGAGGUUGUAAGGGUCACUCUACUAACUGCCAAGGAGGUGGAGGAAGCUCGUCCACCUCGUUCUCCUGUGUUCAUAAUGUCGGAGCAGUGAAGAGAGGAGGCAAAGAAAUGGGCCUGAGAAAUCUAGGUGGGUGUCUCUCCACCACCUCCACCUCCAACACCUCCUCUUCUAACAGCACUGUGUCUGACUGCCGAGCAAGCCUGUUCAAACCUCUCCGCUGUGCCUCCUGCUCUGGUGAGGCCGGGAACUUCGAGAGUCCUGCCAUCCUUCGCAAAAAAUUGGUAGGGGGAUGCCUGCCCUGUACCCCGCUGUCCUCCUCGGCCCCUCUACGGGCGAUACAGAGUUGCGUCACAGGCUGCAACCCCAAAGCGUCUCAGACAGGCAGCUCCACCUGCAGCUACUGCAGCAGCGAUCCCAUAGUGGUGACAUUUAACCCUCGCAGAGGCAAGCCCCCAGGAAGGGGCAUCGGAGCAGCUCAUCCGGUGGGUACGUUCCAAGCCGAUGAUGAUGACUACAGCGUGCGUACUAUCUGGCCCGAAGAACUAGCAAAGAAGAUGACCCAUUCUAAAGCCCAAAAGAAUCACUGUGCCGGGAUGGGAGUAGGAGUCGGGAAGACCUGUGCAACCCAGGCCCAAAAUGGCAGUAACGGAACAGGCCUUGCCCUCCUGGACUGUCAAAACCUCCAGGAAUACGCACAGUCUCAGCUAACAGACCGUGCCGGCAGACGGCGGCUUCAGCAGGGGAAAAUGGCCGCCCUUGAUUUUAUGAGCCGCAGAUCAGGAUCUGGGUAUGACGAAGGCAGGAACUCACUGAAGAGGCUCUUGAAUAAAGCCGAAGAUGUAGGAACUGAGCAAGAUGGAGAUGCAGCAUAUCCACGUUCCCCCUCUCCCCGCUCUGCCUCACCACCGUCACCUGUGUCCUUUUCACCUCCACCGUCCGCCCCUAGCACACUCAUCAAACCCAGGCCCUGGCAGAGAGACAGGGAGGGAGGACAUUCCCUGCCCACGGCUCAGUCCCUUCACCUGGCCCUCAACUCUCUGAACAGAGAUCAAGAUGAGGAGAACAGCAGAAUGCACCUUUCUCUACCGCUCUCGUCUUCUUUGCCGGCUUCUCUGUCUGAUGAGACCGCGAUGACACCUGAUGCGGAGAACGCUGUGAUCAGUCCCAUCCUGCCCUUCCUGUUUCUGGGGAAUGAGAGAGACGCCCAGGACCUUGACCUGCUGCUGCGCCUCAACAUCGGCUACGUGGUCAACGUGACCACACACCUGCCCCUCUACCACGUCAACUCUGGACUACGCUACAAAAGGCUGCCAGCCACUGAUAACAGCAAGCAAAACCUUCGCCAAUACUUUGAGGAGGUUUUUGAGUUCAUUGAGGAGGCAUAUCAGAGUGGACAGGGAGUGUUGGUACACUGCCAGGCCGGCGUGUCCCGUUCUGCAACCAUCGCCAUCGCCUACCUUAUGAAGCACACCCUCAUGACAAUGACAGAUGCCUACAAGUACGUGCGGAGCCGUCGUCCAGUGGUGUCCCCGAAUCUCAACUUCAUGGGCCAGCUUUUGGAGUUCGAGAGGGACCUCAACUCCGGGGUGACUCCUCGUAUCCUGAUGCCUAAACUUAGCGGCGUGGAGACUCAGGUGUGAGGCAGGUCAGGGGUCAGGAGCGUGUCGGGUUGCUGCAGGUAAAGAAGAGAUUCAAAUGUUAUGGAUGAGCGUCAAAGGAAGAGUGCAGCACAUUGUAUGAAGAGAGAUGUGAUGAGAAAUAUUACAGUUGGAAAAUGGAGGUGUGUGUUUGGCACUUUUAAUACUGUGAAACACGAGACGAAAGACUGGAUGCUUCAUUUGUUUCAGUCGUAACAUGAGCAUCAUCCAGCACACUGUUUAUAAGAUAAUGUGCCAAUAUUUUGUAUAGACCUAAUCAUCACUCUCAGAUAUCUCAUUUCAGUUUUUUCUCACGGCUCUUCCUUUUUGUUCCGAUUGUUUACAUUCACAGCCACACAGAAAUACAAUGUUGCCAUUAAUCUUAAAUGCAUGCACAACGGUUACGCAAACAUGGAAACGGUUCACUGUUCAUGUCCUACUUCAUUUACAUCACCACUCUGAUGUUUCCACCACAUGUAGCAACACACAGGUUAUUACAAUGCACUUUACCUCCCAUGCAUUUGUUUCAUUAGAAGAAUUCAUCACACAGACCUUAGUCACUGUUUUUGGUUAAUAUAAUCAUGUAUAUGGUUUUCCCUAUUUGGAAACGUUGCAAUAGAGCAGCAUGGAGUACGGACAUGAGCAGCAUUAACCUGGGACACUUGUAGCAAAAGGACAAACAGCUAGUGGAAAUAUGUACACAUGGUUUUAUUUCAGUGAUACGGUCUGUAUUGUAGCAAGUAAAGUACUUCAAGGAUGAAAUAAUGCUCCGUACUCACAGGGUUUAAUAUGCAGGUUAAUACAGUGUUUCUUAAAUGGGGAUAUUAGUACCAUGAGGGGUACUGCAGGAGUACUGCAGGAGUACUGCAGGAGGUACUUAAGAUGUCUUUGUUAUGUUAAUUAAGAAAAUAUCAGUUAUAAAUAGUUCCUAAAAUAAUUCUACUAUAAUAACGAGAUACUAUAAUCAAGAGAAUGUUUCUCAUUAAAUUGUGAGUGAAACCUAACAAAACAGACGCAGUUCAAUGCAACUACAGUGCCGUCUUAGUGUUAUCGCAAGAUGACAGAAAUUUGGUUUGCCAUGAAUUUAAAGAUGGAUUCUAAACAUUUGAAGCAUUUAAGUGUUUUUAAGUAACGCAGUUGUUGUUUAGUAAAUCAGACACUGAUGGCGUAAUACUUAUGAUCAUAUUUCAAAGAGGGACAUGUUUUUUUUUUAAGCUUGAGAAACACUGAGUUAAUAUACUGAAAUAAGCUCAUUUGCUGCAGAGCUGAAACCACAACAGUACUUUCAGAGAUUUCUUUAUGCACACUAUGAUUACAGUAUAUUUCACCAGAGGUGUGGGUUGGCAGGUUUUGUCCUGCUGUGCUUUAAAACAAUAGACCUUCUCCCACUGUGCACUAUUUAUGUUGUGGUUAUUCAUUAGAGAAAUGCAUUAUUUUAUUUAUUAUAUUUCCUAUGACGUAAAAAAAAUAAGAUUCUUGUUUGAUGUUUAGUAUGAAACAGUCCUGUCCUCUAUAUUUAAAAAGCACAUGGUAGUUUGAUUAAUUUUACACGACACAUUAACAGUAAAGAGGCAACCUUUCACGUCCUGCUCAACCAGUGUGGUCAGGAACAUAGAGACACACCUUUUAUUAUUUGUGAUGUUGAAAAAAAGGUUUGAAAUGAUAAGCUUUUUGUUUUGUAACUCUUGAUUUUGGAUUACAAGUGUUCAUUCCCGCAGUGCCAGAAAGGGACUGACAACCAAGAACAAAUUAGAAAAAUGUAGUUUCAAGGUGUGCACUAGACCCAAGUCAUGAACACUCUUAAAGCCAAAUAUACUUUAUAAUUAGUUAUGUAACACCUUUGUGGAAAAAAACAGUGUUUUUCAGAGAUGGUGACGUCUGGAAGCUGAUUGGUUGUUGUUGUUACUCCCUAACUGUUCUUUUGCCUUAUUGUCUUUACUGAACUCCUUAGCUGUGUCCCUCAUGACGAGGCCUGCCUUUUAUUAUGAAGGCUUUGGUUUGAUUAGAGGAGGUGGAUUCACUGUGAACUCUUCCUCUGUAUUGUUAAUGCCGAGGCCUGAGUCCUAUUACAAACACAUUCAGUUACCUUUAUAGGUCCUGGACCGCCAAUCUGCACAGUCUUUAAGGUUAAAACAAAACAUUAGUGAACAUAGGAAGAUGAGAUAAAAGCAUCUUCUUAUUACAAAACAGUAACAAAGCUUUGGCUCACUAAUAAAUUAUAAUGUACGAAGUCUUUAGUGCAGAUAGAUACAAACUGCAGUUUAUUCAGCUUUACAAAGCAUCAUGGCUUCCUGUUAAAACUCCUUAUUAUAUCAGUUCAUUCACUCGAUGGGAAGAAUCAGUGAUUAGUGGAGAACUGUUGUUUUCUAAUCUGGUAGCUAAGAAUGAGGAUUAUUUUGCACAUUUUCUAAACUAAUGCCAAACUCAUUGUUUUGAUAACAUGCUGUUACUACAUGCAGUAAUUUAUGACUCAAGCAUUUGCAAAAGAAAUUAUAACUUUUUUGAUAGCGUCAAUUGUUAAACAGUGUCUAAUAUGACGCUGUACGCUAUACGUGUAAAGAAAGCUUUGGGUUUGGGAAGAGGGGGAGAGUGUUCUUAUUGUUUUAGAUAUUUGUGUUCUCUUCUCUUACACAGAGGAAAUAAAUGGUUGUGCAGUCGGACAGGGACGCCCGGGAUUUGGCACACAUCUAUUAUUGAUUAAAGCUCCAUUGACAACACAUUAGAUUAAAUAGAAGGCACCGCUUGUGUGUCCCUAAAAACCCAAACAAAUUAAAAUCGGAGAACAGGUGACUGAAUAUAAACUUUUACACCAAGAGUUCACAAGCUUUGUUAGUAUUUUUUUGUUUUCUUUUAAUUAAAUUCCACUUCUCCAGAUUUGAACAAAAUGCCCUGUCCCAGUUUCUACAACCAAAAUGCCUUCAGCUUAGCCUCGUGUAAUCUGGUUCUCCCGUGUAGUCAUUAUAAACAUGACUUUGUUAAAUGACCCUGAAUUUUGCUUGUUGGAUUUAUUUUCUGUCUAAGUGACUUUGAUAUAGGCCAUAUAUUUUUCUACUGUCAAAACUUCUUCAUCAUGUUAGAUAUACACAUUUACUUGUAACUGUGCUUUUACAGUUUUUUUUACACAAAUCUUUGUUUUGUAUGAAAGGCUGUUUGGACAGAACGCCAUCUUCCAACUCUGCAGCGACAAUAAGGAUCUCAAGCCGUGCUUUGCGUUGCAGUCUCACUGUUAUCAGACCUCAGUAAACGUGGGUCAACAUACCGUAUUCCUGUUUUUACCUCUCGCCUUUAUUUCAGCUGCAGAGACUUCAAAGUUCACUCCUCCAGUCUCUCCAGCUCAGCUCACAGUAGGUGUGUGAUUAACCAUUGAAGAGGGCCUGUUGCUAUUGCUUUUUGAUUUUUAUACAAACUUUAUAUGCAAAAUGGCCGUCGAAGCAAUUCAAUCCAGGCUGUGUGGACUUGCUGUGCAGUUUAGCGUCAGUCAGUGCUGACCUCAGACGUCUGCACUCGAGAGACACAUCGAAGGAAACCGAACAUUUUCUCUUUAAUUCAUAUAAACUGAAGGGCCAGUGUCUCUGUGAGUGUCGGUGUGUGUAAAAAAAAGAAUCAGUCGAAAAGAGGAAAGUUGUUACAGUAUGUAUGAUAAGGUUUUGAGAACAUUGUAUAUCCGUGUAUUGCUUAUUUGUGGGAACUUAAUUAUUCCUGUUUGUACUUUACUGCUCAUUUUUAAACAUGGUGUAAAUUCCUGUACCAAAUAUUGAAUUCAAGGAUUUUGAUUCACGAUGAUGAGAUGAUUCAAGGAAAAAAGCAGAUCACCUCCUUCCUUCCUAACGGGGGUAAGAACUCUUCAGGUAUGACUAUCAUAGUAAUUGCUGUGCUGUUUCACCCCUCCGCCCCGCUUUCCUCCAGAGACCCAAACACUCAUGUUAUCUAACCUGUGAUGCUCGUCCUUUUCAUGAUGGAUUGUUUCUCUUAAGCAAAUGUAAUAUUUUCAUAUUGUAGUAACUGGUCCUUGUAUUUAGACAAUGUUUUUACCUUCAUGUACUGACUAUACUCUUCAUAAUUAUUUGAGGUGCACUGUGACUAAUACAAUGCUGCUAUAUCACAAAGACUUUUAUUUUGUACGUCAUGUUAGCUGAUGCAAAGUGGACAAAGUGGGCUCCAACACGGAGGCCCUGCUCGCAUUGUUUUCUGAUUCAAUCCAGGCUUUAUUAUUGUGCUGCCUCGCUGCAGUGUGUUAGGAUCUGUAGCUGUUCCUGUUGGUCUUCCUUUACAAGCAUAAUAGAAAGAAAAGAGGGAGUAAAAUGUAGCGGUUCAAAAGCCCAUUUCAUUGCUCACUGUGGUUCAAUAAAACUGUGAUGUUGCUUUCUUUGCAACAGUGUUCAAUUUGUCAAA